Triplophysa dalaica is the source of this 5224-nucleotide messenger RNA. RefSeq lists its product as uncharacterized. Gene Ontology annotation, molecular function: single-stranded DNA binding; protein binding. Gene Ontology annotation, cellular component: nucleus. Lineage: Eukaryota; Metazoa; Chordata; Actinopteri; Cypriniformes; Nemacheilidae. The record is from RefSeq and is a predicted model, not a curated record. Bases 380 to 1537 code for a protein of 385 amino acids. Gene Ontology annotation, biological process: positive regulation of transcription by RNA polymerase II. The transcript is spliced from 18 exons.
GUAAUCGAAAUAUUUAUAUGCAAUAAUUAUUAACAUUCAUACAGUUUUCUAUAAACUUCGUAACUUGAUGAAACGGGUCUAGAUGGUCCAACAAUCAUGCGAGCAGCAAGCGUGUGCGUUCCCCUUUAAGAAGCCCCCCUUCUCUCCACUGCGGGGGGAGGGCGAGCGCAAUCCUGGAACAGCGAUUGAAAAAAAAAAAUCCACCAGUGGACUGUUUCAAGUUCCCCGGCAGAAACUGUGCCUGAUUUGUGGCCAGUGCUGGAGAUGUAAGAAAAGGGAGGAAAAACACUAAGCGGGUAGCUAUGGAGAUAGAGCGUUUUCCUGGCCGCUUCCUUUGACAGGUGUUGAGUAGGUUAAAAGUCUGCAAACAAAGUCCACCAUGUACGCCAAAGGGAAAGGAGCUGUUGUCCCUUCUGAUAGUCAAGCCAGAGAGAAAUUAGCUUUAUAUGUGUACGAGUACUUGCUUCAUGUUGGGGCCCAGAAGUCAGCACAGACCUUCCUGUCUGAGAUCCGAUGGGAGAAGAACAUUACACUAGGGGAGCCUCCUGGAUUCCUGCAUUCAUGGUGGUGUGUAUUCUGGGAUUUGUACUGCGCUGCUCCAGACCGACGUGAGACCUGCGAGCACUCCAGCGAGGCCAAGGCUUUCCACGACUAUAGUGCAGCAGCCGCCCCUAGCCCUGUUAUGGGUAACAUGCCCCCCAACGACGGUAUGCCUGGAGGACCGAUGCCCCCCGGCUUCUUUCAGGGCCCUCCCGGCUCGCAGCAGUCACCACACGCACAGCCUCCCCCACACAAUACCAGCAACCCCAUGAUGGGACCACACGGCCAGCCAUUCAUGUCUCCGCGGUACCCGGGUGGACCACGGCCGUCUCUUCGCAUGCCAAAUCAGCCUCCUGUAGGAGUUCCAGGGUCACAGCCACUCCUGACAAACAGUUUGGACCCAACCAGACCACAAGGACAUCCAAACAUGGGCGGCCCAAUGAGGAUGAAUCCUCCCAGGGGUAUGGGUGGAAUGGGCCCUCAGAGUUAUGGUGGCAUGAGGCCUCCUCCCAACUCUCUAGGUGGUCCAGGCAUGCCCGGCAUGAACAUGGGUCCUGGAGUACGUGGCCCCUGGCCAAACCCGAAUGCUAACUCGAUAGCAUACUCCUCCUCAUCUCCAGGCAACUAUGUGGGUCCUCCAGGAGGAGGUGGUCCACCAGGAACUCCCAUAAUGCCAAGCCCAGGAGACUCCACAAAUUCCAGUGAGAACAUCUACACGAUGAUGAACCCUAUCGGACCAGGAGGCAACCGACCCAAUUUCCCCAUGGGUCCUGGUCCGGAUGGUCCGAUGGGAGGUAUGGGUGGCAUGGAACCCCAUCAUAUGAAUGGAUCAUUAGGCUCUGGUGACAUGGACGGCUUGCCAAAGAAUUCCCCUAACAACAUGGCAGGCAUGAAUAACCCUCCGGGUACACCGCGAGACGAUGGAGAAAUGGGCGGCAACUUCCUAAACCCAUUCCAAAGUGAAAGUUAUUCACCCAACAUGACGAUGAGUGUGUGAUUUCUUGUUUUUAUUUUUUUAUUUGGGGUUUUAUGUUUUGUUUCGUUUUCAAACCCCUUUGACCCCGGUUCCUUUUUAACCCCGCCCCCUUCACGUCUAUCAACCCCGGUCCCCCUCGCCCACGGAACUCCGGCUUCGCCGCACAGCCUUCUGGGAUGGCCCAUGAGCACAGGACUCAUAUGAAGGUGCCCCAUCCCAUCUCGUGCAAAAUGGCCACCGGCAACAGGAAACAGCCCCAGAGCCACAGGAAGAGCUUGUUGACUGACACUUCCUGCCUCCCAGACUUCCUCUCUGGCUCAGGACACUGACAGGGCUGGACACACGUAGGAAGACAGGUGUGUGUGACCAGCGUCCCCACAGUAGGCCGCGCUUCACCAGGCUGCUCGUCUUUAUGAAUUCACUCCACUUUUAGACUGAUUUUUUUUAUCUUUGACGGAUGCAGUAGUUUUUACGGUGGAAGAUAUCUGCACCCGGUACUUUUUCCUCCAUUUUACUGUGUACAUUUGAAAUGCAAAAGGAAACUCACGCUGAUGGGUUUGGCUAUGAGCUUUUCAUUAUUCUGUGUAUGUAUUGUAUUAUUAUCAAUUGUUGAUUUUAUUUUUAUUAAUAUUGUAAGGAUGGUUAUUGAUUAGGUUUUUCUUUUUUGAAGGGACACAUUGUAUGUCAACCAUAAAAUCGGACAGAAAAGCACACACCCAUAAUGCAUAAUAACACGGUCAUGACUUGCAGUCUGUGCUGUGUUUUGUGUUUGCUGUGAAUUUUCCCGCAGUUUUAAUUCUCUUGACUCACAAUUUACAAAACGUCUCUAAAGACAACUGUUCAUGCACAGUCACAACAGAUGUAGUUUGUUGUCCAAACGUCUGAGGCUGUUAGACAUUUUUUUAUACAGAAGUUGUGCUGUUAUUCCAGAUGCUUAUAUCACUUCAGGAUACACAAUAGAGCUUUUCACACUUAACAUUCUUAACCCUGGGUAAAAUCAGUCCAUGGUUAUCUUGUUGCAUGUUUUGCACUCUUUAUACUUAAACACGGGUUCAUAAAUCAUCUUGGAUAUUCAGGUUUUAUGAUUUCACACUAAAUAUUUGUACAUUGUGGGUUAACAUUGCCGUUUUGUUAUUUAUAAGCAAAAUAGCAAUGACGAAAAACCUUUAUUAAUAACUGCUUGUCCAUCUGUGGAAAGGAUUCGAUAGUCACCGUAAACAUGCAAAGAUAUCUACAUUCUUGAAAGGGUUCAAGUGGAAAUACCCCCAGGAUUAAAUGCAGUGUGAAAAGCCCUCACAAACUUAUUUAUUUCAGUUGUUUUUCAUAAGUUGAUUUAUCAUGCACAUGUUUUGCAUGGAACUCUUCUGGACAUAUUGUACACAUUUAAAUAUGCCAGUCUAAGAUGCCUCCUAACGAUUUGCAUAGUUCUUUUCCUGUUCUCUCUCAGCUUUACUGACCCACAUUUCCAUCUGCAUGAAUCCCUGAAGGGUGUCUUUAGUGACAGGCACUGACCAGUUUGUUGGGUGCUUUUCAUAGGAAAGUUUAUGGUGGGAAAUAGAAUAGAUUCCCGAAACACAUUUUGUUUAUUGUAACGGUAGCUACUAUGUGUUAUAUUAAUACUUGGAUUAUUUGCCCAAAUUGUUUUAAAUAUAUGAUAAUGAUUAUAUGCUUAAUAUACAUAUGUCAGAAUAUAUGUAAGUGUCUGUCUAGCGUAAAAAAAAUAAUUUCACAGUCUAGUGUGUCAUAUCUGCAGCACCACAUGAAAUUGCAGAUUGGAGUGGCCCGAUAUGGAAAUGUUGAGUCACCAAGUGAGGUCAAAGGAGUAAUGAUAAUGAUAAUGAUAAUAAUAAUAAUAAUGCAUUUUAUUUAUAGAGAGCUUUCAAACACUUAAGGAUACCUUAUACCAGUGGUUCUCAACAGGGUUCUCCAGCUUACAUCCAUUGCGGGCUCAAGAUGACUAAUAAUUUAAGACGAGACAAAAUGAGCAUUGAAUGAAUUUAAAAAAGUUACGUCUCAUUAUUUUGCCAUUUUAUAAUGAAUAAAACUUCGCAGUCAAUGUCAAGUUUUAAAGUAUUUUAUUGGGUAACAAUUUUGAAAACACUGGGGCCCUUGGAGUUGGAAAAAACAUUGCCUUAUACUUAAUACAAGACAAACAAAAAGGUUUGGAAAAUAGUUUGAAAUGACUCACUGCAGCUUUAUAGGGACCAUUGUGACUGAUCAGGCAUUGCAACAAGACCCUUUUAGAUAUCAGUUUCACCACAUCCUCCAUCUCGUGCUUUCUAGACCUUUUCUGAGCGUUUGGUUUAAGAGUCAAUAAUAUGAUGUGACCUUCUGGGAUUACUCAAUGAGGGAUAUAUGAUCUAUAUGUGCUGUAUAACUGUAUUAUGUAACAGUUUUAUAGUAUGAACAAAGGCAGUUUUGUUUGACGUGUCGUUUUGUUUUGUCCUUGUGUUUUGGUAUUUGUUUUGUACUUUAAACAAAAUGUGUUUUGGGGUAUCAUGGGUUAGAACAGGUAAAUUUCAGAUGCCACAAUCCACCUGCUGAUGAUACACACACACGUUCUCUCUGUAAGACACAAUAACCCCGUUUUCAAGUUCUCCUCAACUCUCCAACACAGACAAACACCGUUUAUACAGUGUCUAUCUUAUUUUAUUACUUUGUUUGUUGUAAAUACUGUAUAAUGCAUUUUGAUAUCAUUGACAUGUUUUGAUAUUUCAGUCACUACCAAUGAAUACAGAUCUUAGGGGGGAAAUAUGUAAAGGAAAAACCCAUCUUUGUAGUUAAAGAGUCACUCUUCUCCGUUCUUGACUCUCAGCUGUACAGAUGUACUAAGUAAUCAUGCAAAUGUAAAGAUUUUGUCAGCCUUUACUUCAAAGAUUCAUGUUUGGGAGGAGAGGAAAGUUAGAUCUUUGUGAAUAGGUUGGACAUAAUGACACCCGUUUCACAGAGCAGACGGGUCGGAGCACUGAUGCUGAGGACAAAAGCAUCCGUUCUCUUUCUCUCAUGCGUCCUCACUUUGCACUUUCCAGACAGCAGCCCACCUUUUAACACGAUGCCUAAAUGAACGUACAUGGCUCUUUACAUAAAGUGACCACACAUUCAAUCUUUACUAUGAAGGAUUUUAUCUAUUUAAAGUAAAAAAAGUCUCAAAAUACUUGUAUGGAGUAAGGAUGAAAAAGUGAUGAAACGGAGGAAACAGUCCUUCCUGUUUUCUUAAGGGUUGCAGUCGCUCCUCGGCCAGUCCUCUGUAUGUAAACCACUCACAUUGUUGACCAUCUCUGUAAUUCUAUUGUGACCUGUACAAUACUGUACCAUUAGAGAGGAGAUGACGUCAUCCAGAGGGGGUUAAUAUACAGAAAAGAAAAAAAUUCUCCUCCUUCGUUCAUUGUUUUGUCUGGCAAACAAAAAGCAGUAUUGAGCAAAAAGCCGUUUGUCUCCUGGGUUUGCUUUGUAUUUCAUGUUUAGGGUAGUUUGGAUUCUUGUCUUAGGGACUCUUUCUGUCUUGUGUAGUAAAUUAAGACGUUCUUUGUAUGUUCCUUUAUAUUGUAAAGUUUCUUUUUAGAUUUGAAAGUUGCUUAAAACUGAUGAAAAAAGUGCAUUGAUAAUGUAUUUUUUGUUUUUUUUCAUGAAGUUGUUAUUUUUUGCUUGUCCCUUCGUUGUAGAUACAAAUUAAAGACUAAUAAAAUAACAUAACCCCUUUUACCAAGA